GUAUGAUAGUAUAUCAGCUGGAUCGCAUGUCUCAAAUAUACCGCCAUGCUCAUAUUGAAAUCAUGUCUACCCAGACGAUCUCAGCGCUCCUGUUUCUUGGCUUGUCUUUCGCAUCCAAGUGCGCCAAUAUCGUAACUGCCCUGACUUUAGACAAGACACCGCGAAGUGUCAAUGCGCUGGAUCCAUACCCUGGCAAACUUCGAGUCACUUUCAAUGAGAAUAGAACAUUUAAGAUUACAGUUUUCUCUGACCUGCAUUUUGGCGAAAAUCCUUGGGAUACAUGGGGCCCAGAGCAAGACGUGAAUAGUACGCGACUUAUGCGUACAGUCCUCGCCGACGAAAAACCGGAUUAUGUGGUACUCAACGGUGAUCUCAUCACCGGAGAGAACACUUUUAGAGAGAACUCGACAAAGCUCAUUGAUGAAAUUAUGUUACCUAUAAAUGAAGCCAAUGUCAAAUUCUCGUCUACUCACGGAAAUCAUGAUAAUCAAGCCAAUAUUACUCACCUGGAAGAAAUCAAGCGCGAACUUCUUGUCGCUCCAAACAGCUAUACGCGUCUCGCUCCUCCUGGGGUAGGUGGUGAAGAGGGGCCAGGAAAUUAUUGGGUUCCGGUGUACACAACUGCGAGUGAUGCAACGCCUUCUCUGAUACUUUGGUUCUUUGACUCUCGUGGUGGUUUUGUUGAGGGAUCUGGAACAACACCGGUCCCUGAUUGGGUUGAUGUUUCAGUCGCGGAAUGGAUUGAGAAAGAGUCAGCGGAAAUGGUUGACGCGUGGGGUCCAGCUGAGGAAAGAAGUGCGAUAGCAUUUGUGCAUAUACCACCUCAUACUAUACAGGCGUUGCAACCGGGUCUAAACAGCACAAGGGAUCCCGGACUCAAUGCGGACCUGCUCGGCUCGGGAUCGACACAAGCAACGACAGAUGCUUCCAAUGCUGGCAAGGAUGAUCCAUUCUGGACAACGCUCACCGCAAACGUGAAAAAUUUGCAUGUAGUCAUUUCUGGACACGAUCAUGGAAACGAAUGGUGUGUUCGUGAGCCAACACAGGAUGUUAUUUUCUGCUUCGACAAGCAUUCUGGUUAUGGUGGAUACUCGGGAGACGGAUGGGGCCAUGGCGUUCGAAACGUCAUUGUCCAGUCUCCAGAGCCAAACAGCACUCUGGAUACGUGGAUUCGCCUUGAGGACGGAGAAACUAGAGCCAGGGUCUUGCUUGAUAAGAAUUAUCAGUGAG
Fomitiporia mediterranea MF3/22 is the source of this 1230-nucleotide messenger RNA. Its product is annotated as Metallo-dependent phosphatase. Gene Ontology annotation, cellular component: cytoplasm. The transcript has 13 exons. Gene Ontology annotation, molecular function: hydrolase activity, acting on ester bonds. Bases 63 to 1229 code for a protein of 388 amino acids. The record is from RefSeq and is a predicted model, not a curated record. NCBI's taxonomy places the organism in Eukaryota, Fungi, Basidiomycota, Agaricomycetes, Hymenochaetales, Hymenochaetaceae.